UGCACAGCGGCAAGACGCCCUCGGUGCUGCCAUCCCACGGCCGGUGACCUUUGAACCUUGCACAGCAGCUAAGCCAACUUUGCUACUCCUGCCCCAGGGCUGGCGACCUUUGAACUCUCCUGGGGUCCCCCCCCCCGAGCUCCUGCAGCCCCACUCGCUUCUCUGCUGGGGCAGAGGGUUUAAAUGGUGCCAUGGAGGAAUCUGAAGAGUCUCCCAAGACCUGACUCCUGGGAACGGACGCAACAGAGAAACAGGCUCGCACUGGCCAGGGAUAUGGCUGCUGGGCGGCGGAUGCUGGGUGUGGCUUGGGCCGCCCUGGGGACAGGGGUGCCGGGGCCGCCCCGCCGUGGCACGGCCUCCCUCGCCUCCCGGAUGGCAAAGUACCGGAGGAUGUGGAAGCCUGUGGAGCCCCAGGGGUGGGCUGAGCAGUACAGGGAGCGGUUCAUCCCCUUCACCAAGGGGCAGCUGAUCAGCACCCUUCUCAAGGAGUUCCACUCUUCCAGCGACGCCGAGCGCGCCUCCUUCCUGGCCUUCGUGGCGCGGGUGGAUUCUUCCCUCCUGCAUCGCUACCAUUCCCUCCUGGGGCGCUUGCAGGCUCUCUACGACCCCAUUAACCCCGACCGGGACACCCUGCCAGAGUUGGCUCUGAGCGACACCGAGCGCCUGGCUAAGGAGCGGCAGGUCCUGGCUGAGCUGGAACCGGUGCUGGAUCAAGCCAACUUCAACAGCCUGUCGGACGAUGCCCUGGCCUACGCCCUCAUCGUGCAUCACCCUCAGGAUGACGUCCAGGUUUCAGUCAACCUGGAUCAGUACGAGUACAUCCGGUUCUGGGCCCUCGGCCAGCGUGUUGGAGUCCUCCCGAUUAAAUCCACGCUGGGGCCUCGGAAGGGGCUGUUCGGCACGGCACGGACCCCCGUGGAAAGGCAUUAUUUCAAGCGGGUGCUGGUGGCGGCCCGGCCCAGGAACGCCCACCUGGUGCUGAAGUGCUUCAAGGACAUCCCCUUGGAGGCGCUGGAGCAGCUGCUGCCAGCCGUGAGGAUCCGCACGUCCAUCUUCUACAAGACGCUGCUGAAUGUCACGCUCGUGGUGAGCGGGCUGGUCCUCUUCGUCAACGUCGGCAUGGUGGUGCUGUCUGACCUCAAGAUCGGCACCAGUUUCCUGCUGCUCUGCUUCGCCGCCUUCAUGACCUUCCGCGCCUGGAAGGUGUUCGGGCAGCGGCGGAACAUCCACUCCCUGGAGCUGGCGCACAUGCUGUAUUACCGCAGUACCUCCAACAACUCGGAGCUGCUGGGGGCGCUGGUGCUGCGGGCGCAGGAGGAGCACGCCAAGGAGCUGAUCCUGGCACACAGCUUCCUGGGCCGGCAGCCAGCCCGGCCCCCGCACGGCCCCGCAGACCCUGAGAUCGUGGCUGGCCUUCAGGAGCACGUCCAGUCGUGGCUGCAGCUCCACUCGGGCCUGGAAGUCUCCUUCUGCGCCGACCGCGCCUGCCGGCACCUGCUCAGCCUAGAGGAGGGGCACCGGGCCGAUCCCGCCAUGGCCCCUGGGUCCCACUGACGCCCUCUGGCUGUUUGCAGCGUGGGCACCCCCGGUCCCUUCUCCUGGCUGCGCUACAGCCACUCCGGAGGGAAGGGCAGGGACAGCACCGGAGGGGGCCCUCUAUCGAGCAUGCAACACCUUGUGGGGGAGGAGAACUGAGCCCCCCCCAUGCGCACACACUCUAAGCAUGUUCCUGGUGCAUUCUGGGAGUCCUGCCAACUCCCAUGCUUGGCAUGGCCCUGCCGUUACCCAGCUACUGCCAGGGCUGGAUUGCUGGGUCAUUAACCCCCUCUAGGCCGCCUGGUGCCCGAGGGGUUCUGUCGGCCACCAUUCAAGAAGGAUGCUGGGAAAUUGGCAGGGGAGCGCCGGCCCAUUGACACCAAUGGAUCAAAGCCCAUUCAGCCCGGCGGGC
Molecule: messenger RNA, 1948 nt
Organism: Terrapene triunguis (Three-toed box turtle)
Lineage: Eukaryota; Metazoa; Chordata; Testudines; Emydidae
Product: transmembrane protein 143
Exons: 8
Coding region: 184-1554 (456 amino acids)
Cellular component (GO): mitochondrion
Source: RefSeq, a predicted model, not a curated record